Messenger RNA from Protopterus annectens (West African lungfish), 1569 nucleotides. Its product is annotated as thymus-specific serine protease-like. Lineage: Eukaryota; Metazoa; Chordata; Ceratodontiformes; Protopteridae. Gene Ontology annotation, molecular function: serine-type exopeptidase activity; dipeptidyl-peptidase activity. The record is from RefSeq and is a predicted model, not a curated record. Gene Ontology annotation, biological process: proteolysis. Gene Ontology annotation, cellular component: endosome; lysosome. The transcript has 10 exons. The coding region runs from base 205 to 1545 and encodes 446 amino acids.
ACAAAUCUCAACCAACCAACAGACGGAUAGGCGUGGUAUUAAGUCAUAUGAUAUAUGAGGAACUACACGGUUCUAUCUUAGAUAAAGUUACGAAGCUGCUUGGGCUAUAUCAACUUUUUUGUUUUCUUCUGCUAUCGUUAUUUUUUAAUUGAACUUGUGGUAUAAAAUACCAGAUUUUAUCGUCUGUUGAUAGUUUAUGAAACAAUGAAAAGCUAUUUCUGCAGUACUCUGCUGUUUUUUUCUUUUCUGGUGUUGUGGGAAUUUGGAAUUGGGGGAAAAAAUUUCUUCCUUAUAAAACAAAAGUUGUACCAGUAUCGUUCUCUGCGUGCUAUGAAGGAGCUAUACUAUUUGCAGCAUUUGCAACUGGGACAAGCUCCGGCCAACUGGAACAUUCCAAAAGAGGCUUUUUUCACACAGCCUCUAGAUCAUUUCAGCCGACAGACAAAUGCCACUUAUAACCAGAGAUACUGGGUAAAUCCAGAUUUCUGGAAUUCCCCAAAUGGACCUGUGUUUCUUCAUAUUGGUGGAGAGGCGGCCCUUUCAGAAUAUUCUGCUCUGGCAGGUGAACAUGUAGAGCUGGCAGAGAAAUAUGGUGCCUUGGUGGUAUCUGUAGAGCACAGGUAUUAUGGUGCAAGUAUCAACCUAGAUGGACUAACUGACAAAAAUAUCCGUUUUCUUUCCAGUCAGCAAGCGCUGGCAGACCUAGCAGCAUUCCACUUCCACAUAGUUCAGCAGUACAAUCUGACGAGGAACAACACGUGGAUCUGUUUUGGAGGAUCAUAUCCUGGCUCCCUCUCUGCCUGGUUUAGGCUAAAGUUUCCUCACCUGGUUUAUGCUGCCGUUGCCUCCUCUGCCCCAGUAAGAGCUGAGAUGGACUUUACUGGAUAUAACAAGGUGGUUUCUCAAAGUCUGUCUGAUCCUGUAGUUGGAGGAUCACCAAAGUGUAGGCGUGCAACAGCAGAGGCAUUCCACAUAGUGGAGCAGAUGGUGAAUGAUGGGAAGUUCGCACAGCUUACAGAAGAUUAUAUGGCAUGCGAGCAGCUCACAAGUGAAGAUUGUGCAGAAUUUGUCAGUGAUCUGGCUGACAUAUUCAUGGGGGCAGUGCAGUAUAACAAGGAAGCUCCCACUUAUAACAUCGCCAAAUUUUGUAACAUCAUGAGUAACAAGUCAUUGGGCACCACUUACAGCAGACUAAUUGUUGCAGUUAAGCAAUACAUGGAAGAUAUGAGCCUGCAUUGUAUGGAUUACUCUUACAAAAAAAGCCUUGCUGAUUUAAGGAAUACAACAUUUUCUCCAGUUGGGGUCGGUUUGCGACAGUGGUAUUACCAAACCUGUACAGAAUUUGGCUACUACCAGACCUGUGAAGAUGAGAGCUGCCCUUUCUCUCGCCUUAUGACACUGGAAGCCCAGCUGGACAUUUGUUCCAAGGUGUUUGGGAUUGAUCCCAAGAGUGUAGAGCAAGCUGUGAAGUUUACCAAUGAGUAUUAUGGAGCUGACCACCCCAAAUCCAGCAGAAUCAUCUUUGUAAAUGGUACAUUGAUAUGAUCCUUUGACACCACACAUUUGUAG